This is a messenger RNA of Cotesia glomerata, 2489 nucleotides long. RefSeq names its product chitotriosidase-1-like. NCBI's taxonomy places the organism in Eukaryota, Metazoa, Arthropoda, Insecta, Hymenoptera, Braconidae. The transcript is spliced from 3 exons. Gene Ontology annotation, biological process: carbohydrate metabolic process; chitin catabolic process. The coding region runs from base 816 to 2402 and encodes 528 amino acids. Gene Ontology annotation, molecular function: chitin binding; chitinase activity. Gene Ontology annotation, cellular component: extracellular region. The record is from RefSeq and is a predicted model, not a curated record.
UCAUAAUAAUGGAUGGAAUUAUUGAUACUCCUGACAUACUAAGCUUAUUCGAAUUCGCUCCAGCGGGUCUAACCGUAAGACGCAACAGAUUACUAAAAACAUCCAAAUCUAAAAAGAACUACGUAAUACAUGGUCCACUGAAUAGACUAGCCACUCUAGUGAAUUCCCUUAGGGUGAAAUUGAGUUCUACGGAGGUUCAUACGGCGCUUUCAUCAACAACACUAGAAAACAUCUACUGAUCAUACCAGAACACUAAUAAAUACAAUUAAUCCUUUUUUAAUUUCUGCCUUCUCCCCAUCUAGCAUUUGCAAGUUUACUUUUGAUUUUCAAUUGUGAUUUUAUCUGUCCCCCUCACCAUCAUGUAAUAAUAUUGUUUGAUUCAAUAUACAACAAUAAUAAUUCACAAUCGUGAAGAUACUCUUAAAAUGAUCUAUAAUCUUGAUAUAAAUCAAUAAAUUAAUCAUUACCACCGUUAUCUAAAAUAAAAUCUAGUAGAUAAUCACACAUGUCGAUAAACCCGUCGUUAACAACCACACGACAUAAAAUAUCCCAUCGUACACCUUAGAGUUAUUAAUAAAAAUUAUUCCGGGUUAAUAAUCCGCGUUUAUGCAACAUUUACUGAUCAACUAUUAUUUAAUAUGAGUGAUUUACACGUGUAAAUACUCGAAUUAUUAACAAGCCAUUAAUGAACAAUUUUAUUAUUAUUUAUUGUUCAUGAUAAUGCGCACUGCAAGAUAGCGAAUUGUAUAAAUACGUGGUGAUUACUAUGAUUAAUCAUUACCAAGAACUUCUUCAGUGUGAACAAUACUUUAAAGAUGCGUGUACUAGCAGUAAUCGCUGCACUUUACUUGGCAGCUUGCGCUGCAGAAGAAGGGAAGAUAGUCUGCUACUGGGGUAGCUGGUCAGUCUACCGCCCGGACGGCGGAAAAUUCGAAAUAGAGAACAUAGACCCUUACCUUUGCACACAUCUGAUCUACACCUUCGUCGGAUUAGAUGGCAGCGAUGUAAAAAUCUUGGACCCGUGGCAAGACACCCCUAAUGACUACGGCAAAGACGGGUUCGGAAGGUUCAACAAGCUCAAGCUCAAGAACCCUGCCUUGAAAACUCUGAUAGCAAUCGGCGGGUGGAAUGAAGGAUCCACCAAGUACUCACAAAUGGCAAGCGAUCCUGGAUCCAGAGAGCGCUUCGCUGAUAACGCAGUCGCGUUUGUCAAGAAGUGGGGCUUCGAUGGGUUCGACCUGGACUGGGAGUACCCGGCCCAGCGAGGUGGCUCGCCGAACGAUGUUAAAAACUUCGUCAAGCUUGUUAGAGUCCUGGGGAAGAAAUUACACAGUCAAGGGUUGUUACUUUCUGCUGCUGUUGCUGCUGCGGAAUCUUCAGCUUCGCAGUCUUAUGAUAUUGCUGAGAUGAGUAAAUACCUGGACUUUAUUAAUUUGAUGGCCUACGAUUUUCAUGGGUCCUGGGAACCCAUAACGGGACUCAAUGCACCUUUACAUGCUGCUUCUAGUGAUUCUUAUGAUGCACGGGGAAUGAAUUCUGAAGCAGCAGUAAAAUAUUGGUUAUCCAAAGGCGCACCAAAAGAGAAACUAAUCCUCGGAGUUCCAACCUACGGUCGCGCAUUUACUCUCUCAAACCCCAGCGACAACAAAAUCGGCGCCGCUUCUUCAGGGCCUGGAACCGCUGGACCCUACACCCGGGAGGCAGGAAUGCUGGGGUACAACGAAAUCUGCGUAAUGCUGAAAGAAAACGGCUGGAACGCCAACUAUGACCCAGAAAGAAAAGCCCCCUGGGCCCACAAAGAGAACCAGUGGGUCGGAUUCGACAACAAAGAGUCGAUAAAAGCCAAGGCUCAGUUUGCUAAAAAAAUGGGCCUAGGUGGCGCUAUGGUCUGGAGUAUCGAGACUGACGACUUCCGCGGCACCUGUGGAGAAAAAUAUCCACUAAUUAAAACUCUUCGUGUUGUUCUGCGUGGUGGUAAGGAAACUACAGAGAAGGGAACUUCUGCAGGAACUACGGUUCCAGACGGUUCCAAAGGAACUACUGUUUCAGGUGGUUUCACAAGAACUACAGUUCCUGGAAUCAAGGUUCCACGAACAACAGUUUCUGGAACCAAUGUUUCAGGAACAAACGUUCCUGGAACCAAAGUUCCAGGAACUGAAAACUCAGAAGAAAACACCUGGACUCCUGAAAAUGGAUCUCCAAUUACUCCUUCACCGAGUCCUAGUGGCCAGUGCAAAGAAGAAGGUUUAAUUAGUGAUCCAAAAUCUUGCGGAUUUAUCAAGUGUGCCUUAAAUGACCAAAUAGAGUUCGACGAGUUUCCAAUGCCGUGUCCACCAACUCUAUGCUUCGAUCCUAAACUAAAAAUUUGCAACUGGAGAAAAAAAAAACAACAAAAAUAUUAAUAUAAACUUGAAAUUAAACGCUAUUUAUUUAAUUGAAUAGUUGACGUAGUAACUCUGUAAACAUUGAAAAUAUAAUUUAUCUUAUCA